Vigna umbellata (rice bean) is the source of this 1143-nucleotide messenger RNA. NCBI's taxonomy places the organism in Eukaryota, Viridiplantae, Streptophyta, Magnoliopsida, Fabales, Fabaceae. The record is from RefSeq and is a predicted model, not a curated record.
UAUGAGUUAACGUAUAGGUUGGAUGGGAGGACAGUGAGUUCUGAGAGGCAGAAGCUUGUUGAGAGAUUUAAUGAGCCUUUGAAUAAGAGGGUAAAGUGCACUCUGAUUUCAACUAGAGCUGGCUCGUUGGGUAUAAAUCUUCAAGCAGCUAAUCGUGUUGUUAUAGUUGAUGGUUCUUGGAAUCCAACAUAUGAUCUCCAGGCUAUCUAUCGAUCAUGGAGGUAUGGGCAGACAAAGCCUGUAUUUGCUUAUCGAUUGCUAGCUCAUGGAACUAUGGAAGAGAAGAUAUACAAGCGCCAGGUCACAAAGGAGGGGCUUGCUGCUAGGGUGGUUGAUAGGCAGCAGGUGCAUAGGACCAUUUCUAAAGAAGAAAUGCUGCAUCUCUUUGAAUUUGGUGAUGAUGACAACCCUGAGACUUUAGGCGAUCUAGGUCAAGAAAACGAGCACCAAGAAAACCCAAUUUCGGUUGGGCAUUCUCUGAAACACACAGCACCACAUUCAAAUGGAAGUAGUUAUUCUGAUAAGUUGAUGGAAAGCUUACUUAGCAAGCAUCAUCCGUGGUGGAUUGCCAAUUAUCAUGAACAUGAAUCCCUGUUGCAAGAAAAUGAAGAGGAAAAACUAUCAAAAGAGGAGCAAGAUAUGGCUUGGGAGGUUUACCGAAAAUCCCUGGAAUGGGAAGAAGUCCAGAGAGUACCACUAGGUGAGUCUAUUGUGCCUAUUCAGAAACCAGAAAUUCCAAAUGACGUGCCCCUCGUAUCAGAAACCUGUAACAUCUUGCCAAGUAAACUAAGCCGACGUUUCGCAUCACGGAAAUGCACAAACCUUGCGCACAUGUUGACACUUCGAAGCCAGGGAACAAAAUUCGGUUGCAGUACUAUCUGUGGGGAAUGUGCCCAGGAGAUUAGGUGGGAAGACUUGAAGAAGAGAUAGGAAUGUGGCAACAUGAAGGAUGACAUAAUCUAAUCUGUUCAUAUAUAUAUAUAUAUAAAUCUUUUUUUUAUCGUAAAUGGUUAUGUCCCCAUAUUUAAAUCAUUUCUGGAUGAACAUGUUCCUCCCAAAAAAUGAAAUAGAAAUGUUUAUUUUGUUGCCGUGAGCAUUUAAUGGCUUUUCUAUGUGGAAAAUAGUAUCGUGUUUUAUCAAGCU